Molecule: messenger RNA, 918 nt
Organism: Dromiciops gliroides (monito del monte)
Lineage: Eukaryota; Metazoa; Chordata; Mammalia; Microbiotheria; Microbiotheriidae
Product: taste receptor type 2 member 3-like
Exons: 1
Coding region: 1-918 (305 amino acids)
Biological process (GO): G protein-coupled receptor signaling pathway; detection of chemical stimulus involved in sensory perception of bitter taste; sensory perception of taste
Cellular component (GO): membrane
Molecular function (GO): bitter taste receptor activity; G protein-coupled receptor activity
Source: RefSeq, a predicted model, not a curated record
AUGCUGAGCUUAGCCAACAGUAUGUUUUUGGUGGUCUUCAUCAUUGAAUUAGUUCUGGGUUUCUGCUGUAAUAGUUUCAUUGGACUGCUGAGUUUCAUCAACUGGGUCAAGAGCAAGAGGAUGACUUUAUUUGAUUUCAUUAUUACCAGUCUAUCCCUUUCCAGAUUAUGCUUGCUUUGGGUAAUUAUAUUUGAUAUUUUAAAACUCAUCUAUCCCAAUUUUUCUGAGGCUAUGACAACAGAUGAAAUUAUUGAUAUCAUCUGGCUAUUUAUUAACCAUUUAAGCAUUUGGUUGACCACCUGCCUCAGUGUCUACUAUUGCCUUAAGAUUGCCAAUUUCUCCCACUCUGUCUUCCUCUGGCUCAAGUGGAGGGUUUCCUAUGUAGUUAUCUGGAUUCUGCUGGGCUCUGUGUUUUUCUCUUUUUUCAGCAUUUCAUCACCAAUCAAAGAUUUAAGUGUUUCUUUUAGCAGCACACAAAUCACACUCAUAACAAACUGCACUGAAAACACUAUAAAGAAAAGAAGUUAUUCACUCAGAUUAAUCUUUAGUGCCCUCUGGAUGGUCAUCCCCCUUGUUGUAAUUAUAUGUUCAUCUCUCCUGCUCAUUCUUUCCCUGAGGAGACACAUCCAGCAGAUGAAGAACAACAUCACUGGCUCCAGAGACUCAAGCACUGAAGCGCAUUUAAGAGCCACCAGAACCAUUCUCUCUUCCCUCUUUCUCUUUACAGUCUAUUUUGUUGCCUUUUUUAUACUUAUGUUAAGUGAUCUCCUGCCAGAUGACAAUUUGGCAUUGAUGACUGGGGAGAUGAUUACAGCUGCCUAUCCUUCCAUACACUCAUUUAUCCUCAUUUUGGGCAACAACAAGCUAAAACUGACAUUCCUGAGGAUGCUAACAAUAAUGCCUGAGAGAACUAGGUGA